GUGUAUAUAAACACUGACACACAACCAGUCUGUCACCACCGAGCCUCAGGGACGACUUCACCACCUCAGCUUCCAGCCAUGGCUCCUUCGGUCGACGCCAAACUCUUCUUCUGCAUCUUCUUCAUCACCUGCUACUGCUCAGUGACUUUGGCUCAGAUCCCGAUGGACUGCUGCCUGAGCGUCAGGAACAAGCCGAUCGACCGGCGACUGAUCGUGGACUACGGUCAUCAGAUCAAAGGACACGGCUGCUCCAUCGACGCCACCAUCCUGCUGACCAGACGCGGCCGGAGUCUUUGUGCCCCCGCCCACGAACCCUGGGUCCACAAGGUGAUGAGCCACGUGGACCGCCAGAAGGAACGCUGCAAGGGAAUCUGCAAGAGCAAACGCUCGGCCAAAGGGAAGCAAGCUUGACCUCUGACCCCUUCAGCCACCUUGAUGACCUCGGGCCGCUCCGAGUCAGGGACUCAAACCAACUUAAAUAAUAAAGCAUUAUAUUGAUAAUUAAUUACUUUUUAUACUAAACAGCCAUUUCUCUAUUUUUGUACAAUGUUUGUGUUGUAACAUACAUUUUUGCUCGAGUGGCAAAAAUAUAAAUUAAAAAUUUAGAUUUUUUUAUACUUUAAAACAUUUUAUUUUGGGCAUUUAUGUUUGAGAAAACCGGGAAUGUGUAAUAAAAGACGUGAAUGAGUGAGUGUGCGGCUCCUCAAACUGUGAAGAAGUGAACUCCUCAGGCAGCUGCAGAGUGUUGGGAUGGAUUUAAAUGAUUGUUGAACAUUUUCAGAAUAAAACGAGUUUCCUGUCAA
This is a messenger RNA of Limanda limanda (common dab), 803 nucleotides long. RefSeq names its product C-C motif chemokine 19-like. The coding region runs from base 79 to 411 and encodes 110 amino acids. The transcript is spliced from 4 exons. Gene Ontology annotation, biological process: chemokine-mediated signaling pathway; cellular response to interleukin-1; inflammatory response. NCBI's taxonomy places the organism in Eukaryota, Metazoa, Chordata, Actinopteri, Pleuronectiformes, Pleuronectidae. The record is from RefSeq and is a predicted model, not a curated record. Gene Ontology annotation, cellular component: extracellular region. Gene Ontology annotation, molecular function: chemokine activity; CCR chemokine receptor binding.